AUGAAAGAAAGUAGAGGAAUCACACCCUUGCGUACAAUAUUGCGUAAUUGUUUAAACCAUAUUGAAAACUUGGAAACAAAUCGUUCCAUUUGUGAUAAUUAUGACAGAGAAUUUCAGGAUUUGAAACAAUUUAGUGAAACUUUAAAAGCUCAAAAAGAAUUUGCUUGUACAGAAGGAGAAAAAGAAGUUAACAGGAAAAAAAAUAGAUACAAAGAUAUACUUCCUUUUAAUGUUAGCAGAGUUAUUUUAAAUGAAUAUGCAGGGGUUCCAGGAAGUGAUUAUAUCAAUGCUAAUUUCAUUAAGGGAGCUAGUGGUUCACCAGCAUAUAUUGCUAGUCAAGGACCCUUACCGAACACUGUUAAUGACUUUUGGAGAAUGGUUGUGGAAUGUGAGGUUCAAGUCAUUGUUAUGGCUUGUAAUGCACAAGAAUCUGGAAAGCACAAAUGUGAAAAUUAUUGGGUCGAAAAAGAAGGUGAGGAAAAAAGAUUUGGAAUGGUUCAAAUUUGUUUAGUAAAGGCAAGUUUAGUUUGCCCAGAUUUUUUGGUUCGUACUAUGCGACUUAAAUAUACAAAUGAUAAAGAUGUUACAGAAGAAAGAACAGUUUGCCAAUUUCACUAUUCUGCUUGGCCAGAUCAUGGAGUACCACCUUUAGUGCGUCCUCUUCUUGACAUGGUUAGGUUAGUAAGGGACACUCAGGCAUCUGAAACCUUACCCGUUUUAGUGCAUUGUUCAGCAGGCUGUGGCAGAACAGGAACUAUUUGUGCUAUAGAUUUUGUAUGGGGACUUCUUAGAGCAGGAAAACUAACUGAAGAAUUCAGUUUAUUUAAUUUAGUUAGAGAUAUGAGAAAGCAAAGAGUGGCUAUGGUUCAAACAAAAGAACAGUAUAUUUUGGUUCAUCAAGCUGUUAGGGAGUUAUUCAAAGAACAGUUACGGGUUAUUGAAUCUCAUCCUUAUGAAAAUAUAGAUUUUAAUGGAGUGCCUUUGAUAAAAGACUUUGAAGAGCCUUUUUACGAUACAAUAAAUGUUCAAAACAUUGAAAACUGUGAUGAAAAACAAGAUAAAAGUGAUAUUAAAGAAAAAGCGGAAGAUAGUGAUAUUAAAAAUGAUAAAAUAGAAUCAGCGCCUCCGUUGCCACGGAAGAAAAGACCAAAUGUUUUAUUUUCGAAACAAGAAAAAGAAGCUGAAAAUUUGACGGAAAAAAAUAGAUUAUAUGUAUCUGAUAAGGAUAAAGAAAAAAGUGAUGCUUCUCAUAGCGGUUUAUUAGGAAAACCGAGAAUUGUUAAAUUACGUGCCUUAUUUGAAAAAAAUUCAAAUUCUAAAGAUAGAUCGGUUUUAAAAGACAGAGGAAGUCAAACGGUUUCGAGAAGUCAUUCUUUGGGGGCUUUUAGAAAACCUUUGACUUCUGAAAUUUUUGAAAUGCCGACAGAAAAAAUGAAACCUUCAAAUAUAUCUCAACAGCCUAAUAAUGUAAACGAUCACAACAAAUUAAAACAUUCUAAAUCUUUUUCUAAAUCAGUGCCAUUGAUUAAAAGGAGUAAAUCGUUGAAAAACUUUAGUCCAUCACUUCAUUUAAGUGUAUCAACAGCCGUAGAUAUUGAUCACAAGUUUCAAAAAUCAUAUUUGGUCAAUCAUCACGAGAAUGAAAUAAGUGUUAAAAAGGAAAAUAAUCAUUCGAAACAAAAAAUCGAUCACAAACAUACAAAUUUCGAAACUUUAAGAGAUGGUUCUAAAAGAAGAAGAAGUUUGGAGUCUUUGAUGGGUGAUUUGCCGCCAACAAUAACUUGGCCCAAUUCAAUGAAUGAAGAAAAAAAUGGCAAUGAUUUAAAUAUAAGGCAAAUAAUUACGUCAUCAAAAAUGAAUUCUCGUACAAUUCAAGAUAAUAAAACUGCGGAUUUGAUCAGGUUGCAGUUGCAACGUUUAAGCGUGGAAACUGAAAAAAAAGUUAAUAAUAAUCUUUCGUCGGGAAUAGGAACCAGAGAAAGAAGGAAUAGUUUUCGACAAGCCGUUACUAAAAAUGAAUUUCAAAAUGUUUUUUUUAAUAAAAAUGAGCAGCCUUCGACGAGUACCAAAAAACCGACUAAUGAUUAUUUUCUAGUUUCGUAUCCGAAAAAUAAUAGAAAUUCAUCUGAUGCUGGUUAUUACGUUGAUUACCCUGAAAGCGUUGAUUUGAAAACUGCUUUAAAAGUAAAAUCCGUUUAUCACGAGAAUGAUAAAUACAAAUUAAAUAGUGGUCCGAUAAAUAGUAAACCAGAAUCGAAAAAACAAAUCGUUAGACAAGAAAAUUAUUCAAAUUAUUCAUCAUCGCAUUUUUCGACACCCGCAUUCAAUCACAUCACUCCUGAUUCACGAGUCUUGAAAGUAAUGCCGAUUCCUAAAAGUAAACCUCGAAGCGAAGAACUCGAGGUCAGAAAUUUAGAAUCGAAAAAUCUUUUUUUAAAAAGGCUAAAUUCAGAAAUUUUAUCGGAAAAGGAACGAGAAUCUGGAGUCAGUUCAAAAUACGCCGAUUCGCAUUCGCGAUUGAGUUGCGAGGAAUUAUUAAAAAAACGAGAUUUUUCAAAUUCCGAACCUGAAAAAUGUUUAAUGAGUAAUGAUCAUAGGGUUUUAUCAAAAACAAAUUCUAAACCUUCAUCAUUCGGUAAGAAUUCAGAAAAUUUUGACGAAUUGGACGGUUUAAAUAAUAAAAUUUCGACAAAACCAAUGCAGAAAGAGGUAAAGGAUAAGAAUAUGCAGUCGUGGUCAAACUCUAGCCUUCAAAAUCAACAAAUGCAGUCGCCACAAAAACAUUCAAAACCAAAAACCACCGAUUAUAGUUAUUACGUUGCCGCAAAAGGUUCACAAUUUGCCUUUUACAACAAACCGAUUUCCUCGCGAAAAGAAAUGCCUUAUCAAUCUGUGAUCGGCGAGCCGUCCAAGAGUGUUAAAUUAGAUCAAUCACCUUCUAGUAAAGUUUUACCUCGAAAAGAACCGACACGUCCAAUCGUUCGUAACAUUAGUAAGGCGCCCAUCAAAGGAUAUCAUCCGAAUAUCGACAACGAAACAAUGUCGCCUGUUAGAGAGCGCAGAAAUUUCGGGUACGUGAAUUCGGAAAAAAACAAGGCAAUCAAUUCCGAGUACGAUGAAUGCGAUAAAAAAUUAUUGUUACCCUCUAAAGUUUUAACCGUUGAUAAAAACGUAAAAACUUUUGAUUGUUUACCCUGGUCUCAUUCCACGUCAUCUCGAUCCUCGGGAGAAACAAGUUCUUCCGAUCAAUUUUCCAAUAAAUCAGAUUCUUCGAAAUUGUUGUGUCAGUACGAUAACGAAAGCAUAAACAAAUCGGAAUUCAAAACGAAUAAAAAAGAAAAGAUUAAGAAAAUGGCGAAAAUAAACGUAAACGAUUUACCAACCGUAUCAAAAACUGGAGAACAAUUAAGUGAUAUGAGUAAACUUAGAAGGGAAAAUGAUUCUAAAAUGUCUUCUGCUGAAUGUGAAAAUCACGGUGCUGCAGGAUCGAAAUCGCGACAAAAAUCAUCUAAAUAUUCUAAAGAUGAUUUUCUACUUGACGAACCAACAGCUCCUCCUCGAGUUAAAAGGCAUGCUAGUGUCACAAUUCCUAGAAACAAUGGUAAUACCUCUGAGCAAGUGACAAGUUGGGGUUCUAAUGAAAACAAUUUAAGUUCCGAUAAAAAUGCCACAACAGAGAUUGAUAAAAAUGCAUGGAACGGUUUGAUUGGUGUUGAUUUAGAUGCUGUCGCGGCUAGCAUGCAGCAAAAUAAAGGUGAAUCAUCAACAGUCAAAAAUCGUGUUUGGCCUGGCAAAAUUCAAACCAAUGUUACUGGUAAUCCUAACUUUAAAAAGAAACAACAUUAUUUUUGA
Molecule: messenger RNA, 3852 nt
Organism: Pediculus humanus corporis (human body louse)
Lineage: Eukaryota; Metazoa; Arthropoda; Insecta; Psocodea; Pediculidae
Product: protein tyrosine phosphatse n18, putative
Exons: 10
Coding region: 1-3852 (1283 amino acids)
Biological process (GO): peptidyl-tyrosine dephosphorylation
Cellular component (GO): cytoplasm; nucleus
Molecular function (GO): non-membrane spanning protein tyrosine phosphatase activity
Source: RefSeq, a predicted model, not a curated record